This is a messenger RNA of Neurospora tetraspora, 3535 nucleotides long. RefSeq lists its product as uncharacterized. Gene Ontology annotation, molecular function: DNA-binding transcription factor activity. Bases 353 to 3244 code for a protein of 963 amino acids. Lineage: Eukaryota; Fungi; Ascomycota; Sordariomycetes; Sordariales; Sordariaceae. The record is from RefSeq and is a predicted model, not a curated record. The transcript has 4 exons.
CUGCGGGAUCUUCUGAAAUUGGGACCCGUGAUGGUGGUUUUCGUCCUUAAGUUUGCAUUCAUCACAGUGCGUGGGCCGUCAACUAGGACUCAACCGGCGACACUACCAUCCAAUGAGAGGAGAUCUUUUGAAGCAUUUCCUCAUUUGGCCGCCGCGAUUGUCGACAUCGCGACGUUAACCCAAACUGGGCACCAGCCACACCUGGCUAUACUGCAAUGCGACCAUCCCUCUUCCCAAAACUGACCCGCGAUUUGGGCAUCUCCUGGAACCCAUCCACUUAAAGCACCUGUUCCUGGACCGUAUCCUCAAGUCACCAAGACGGACAAGCCAGUCAAGAUUUUGGUCCGGAUAUAUGCGGUACUUGGAAGCGAUUCCCUCCAACACUACGCUCAGUUGCCCUUUACAUCUAGGACUUUCACACCAGAACAUGUCAGGACAACGCGGUGAGACAUUGUGGUUCUUGUCAGCGCAUUCCGGCCUGAGACUCCAUGCACUCCUUGACACAAGGAAGGAUCAGAUCGCCAUUUUGGAACAAUACCGACCAUUACCCAGACACCAUCAGCUUCGCAAGUUGGCGCUUCUCGAGAUCAAACCGAUAUCUGGCCAAAAGACUCUCCAUCUUCGCCUCCACGAUGCCCUCUUGGGAUGUCAACAUUCUCAAAAGGCGGCAAAUGUACCCGUCUUGUUUCCGGGCCUCCUUGACCCAAGAUCCAAAGCGUUGCAGUGCAGCGGCAAUGCUCGCGCUUCACUUCCCUGGUGUUUGUGGAAUUUCUGUAAUGAUUAUCGAGGAUUUGAGAUCAACAUACGCGUUCCUUGGUCCUAUGUUUAUCGCAUGGUGCGCGAACCAUUCUUUCAGAUUACACAGUCUUACAAACUGGUGUUUGAGCACGUAUCGAUACAAUCAUUCGGCAAGAUCUCCAUGUGCAACCAACCUCGAGACAAGACCCCAUGGAUGCCUAUGGCCUCUACAAGAAAAGUGGCCCUCGAUCACAGACACUGGGACCCCGGCAACCGGCCCUUUCCUGAUCGGGUCAAGCUUUUGAUGUGUUUCGUCAAGAUGACCAACCCAUGGUUCUACUCCAACGACGGCUACAACUAUCACAACAUGCAAUACACUUACAACAGAAUGGAGGAUACACCGGAACUACCCUCGAGCUUUAUCGACCCCAGCCUGCAAAGUCUAACACCGCCAUCAGUCUACCCGACCACCAUGGAUCAACACCAGUCGAUGCAACGCCAACUCAAGGAAGAGCAAAAGACAAUGUUCUUCAACUCUGACAUCCCACAACAGGCUACCUUCAUGCCUUCAACAAUGGGUGCCAUGGCUCCCUUCCAGGUCCGCUACACCAGCCCCUUUUCCGCCUUCGAGGCUUCAGAAGCAUCCGGAAGUGCACAAAGCCCACCCGCCGACACCAACACCGAACCACCUGCAUACUACGAAACCCGCUCGCCCCUACAAGAGCCUCUGCCGCUUGAAGACUUCGGCUUCUCCCAGAACCACUUUGUCCAGUUCGCCGGCAUGGGUCUGGGUAAUGACUCCUUCGUCAACCCCAUGGACGUCAACUCAACCGGGCAGCUGGACGGCUACGACAGCGAGACUAGCACUCCCGAGUUCACCUUGCCUCAGCGUGUCAACAGCUGGGAGAGUUACACGACUGGUGGCGUGUCCGGGUGUGACGUGGAGCAGCAGCAGCACAACUCUCCUAUAGUUGACUGCACAAAGCCCGUCAACCACUACGCGCCUGCACCCCAGGAGAAGAUAGAGGAGCAAUCACCAAUAACCCUCCCACUCAACCUGAAGAGACCGAGAGGCGUCAACGCCGAUGACGACGAUGAAUACCUCCCAACCACCAAGCGAACCGCAACCCUUGCCCCAUCAACAACAACCACCAGCAGAACCGGAACCAAAACAACCACAACCCGCCGCGGCCGCCCCCCAACUUCUCACUCCCCCCUCACCAGCCACCGCCCUCACCAACACCAACACCAACACCAACCCACCCUUCCAGCAACCCUCCCCUCAACAACCAAAGCCCUAACCCCCAACACCAAAUCCUCUCUCCUCCUCUGUCCCCACCCGCCCUGCCAACAAUCCACCACCCAUGGCUUCAAAGACCAGCCCUCUCUGGACGCGCACAUCAAGAAACAGCAUUCCCGGCCGUUCAUCUGCGUCUUCAGCUUUGCCGGGUGCGACUCCACUUUUGGUUCCAAAAACGAGUGGAAGAGGCAUGUGGCCAGUCAGCAUUUGGUGCUGGAGUAUUGGCUUUGUAGGGAGGGGGAGUGUGCUGGUGUUGAUAAUAACGUUCCUUCUGUGGCAGUUGCUGGUGGGGCUGGUGGAUCGAGGUCUGGACGACGGGCUGUUGCAACAGUACUAACUGACGACGAAGAGGAUGAUAACGACGCAAUGCUGCUACCGAACGGCGCCAUUUUCAACCGCAAAGACCUCUACACUCAACACGUUCGUCGGAUGCACUUGCCUUCGCACUUGAGCCACCUGAGGAAAACCACAGCCCCCCAAUCUACCACGAGCAGCAAGAAACCAUCAUCCUCUUCCAUGAACCAAACAAACGACACCACCGCCCAGGAACUAAACGCCUACAUCACCACCUUACAAUCCCGCGCCCAAAUCAAGCGCUGUUCCCUCCCGACAUACAUGCGUUGCCCUGUUCCCAGCUGCCAGCAGGGCGCCGAGUUCAAGGGCACAGAGGCGUGGGAUCAGAGGAUGGAACACGUUGCUAAGCAUCUUGAAUCUUUUGCUGCAUCUGCGGGGACUGCUUCCUCUACUGCUACUUCUCGCAAUUCCAAUUCCAAUUUCCAUACAGAACGUCAUGGGAAUGGGAAUGGAGAUACGGCGGAGGAGGAAGACCGGGUGGAGUUUGGUGGGGAGAACGAUACCACGUUGACGGAGUGGGCUAGUAGUAGGGAAGUAGGCAUCAUCAAGCGCGUCAAGGCCGGAAGGGGAGGGGGAGGGGAUUGGAAGUGGAUGACUAGGGACCCGAUUAAACGCAGGGGACACGGCGGCGGUAACGGAAACACCACACACGGCCACGGGUGCGGAGUGGGAAGGGGUGGCAGAACAAAGCCAGUCAAGGUUAAGGCCAUGAGGAUUAAGGAAGAGGAGGAGCAGAAACAGGAGCAGAAACAGAUCUACGUCAAGCAAGAGAUUGUGGUCCAGCAGACGUUCGACUUUGAAGGAGAUGAGGACGAUGGCAUGGUUGCGCCAGAGGAUUGGGAGGAUGAAUGACUUCUGACGAAAAUGGGGAAGGUGGACAGAAUGUUGCCUUCCCUUGUCGGGUCUUUGGUUCGAUUUGGUUCAGGAUCAGGAUCAGGAUCAUGGCCACAAUCACUGAUGGGGAAAAUUACUAAUGAUACGUUAACUGGAACUGGGGAUUUGGUGGAGUUGGAUAUGAUUGAUUGAUGAUGAUGAUGAUCAUACCAUGCUUAUAUACAGAUACCUUGGCAGCUCUUUCUUUUGUUUAUCUUGUGAUGUGGUUAAUACAAAUGUGCGAUUUGUGUUUUCUUCCAUUCGCUGGUC